This is a messenger RNA of Talaromyces amestolkiae, 933 nucleotides long. RefSeq lists its product as uncharacterized. The transcript is spliced from 2 exons. The record is from RefSeq and is a predicted model, not a curated record. Gene Ontology annotation, cellular component: cytosol. Lineage: Eukaryota; Fungi; Ascomycota; Eurotiomycetes; Eurotiales; Trichocomaceae. Gene Ontology annotation, molecular function: aldose reductase (NADPH) activity. The coding region runs from base 1 to 933 and encodes 310 amino acids.
AUGCCCACUGCCUAUCUGCUGCUACGAUCCAAUGGUCGCACCCCUCCAACCCAGAUGCCCACUUUGAUCUAUGGGACGGCUUGGAAAAAAAACCGUAGCGCAGAGCUUGUAUAUACAGCUCUAAAAGCCGGAUUUCGUGCCGUAGACACUGCAGCACAGCCGAAACAUUAUCGUGAAGAUCUAGUGGGAGAAGGAAUUAGAAAAGCGAUUGCCGAGGGUAUUGUCAAGCGCGAGGAAAUCUACAUCCAAACAAAAUACACACCGAUAUCAGGACAGAAUCCACAUGAUAUGCCAUAUGAUGCAAGUCUUAGUAUAAGCGAGCAAGUCAAGGCAUCAAUCCACUCGUCUCUCCACAAUUUAGGCCUUGCACAAGAUGAGGCAAAUACGGCUAAUGGUACCUAUAUCGACACACUGGUACUCCAUUCACCGUUAAGAGCCAUUGAACAGACUAUAGAGGCCUGGAUCGCAGCCGAGAGCUUUGUGCCCGACGUUAUACACAACCUCGGAAUAUCAAAUUGCCCACUUCCGAUACUGAAAGCGCUUUGUUCCUCACCUGAGAUCAAAAUCAAGCCGGCUGUGGUUCAGAAUCGCUUUUACCCUGAUGAAGACUACGACGUGAAAUUACGCUCUUUUGCUCGCGAAAAUGACAUUAUGUACCAGUCUUUCUGGACACUGACGGCCAACCCGGAGCUUAUCGAGAGUGAGCAGGUACAGCAACUUUCAGAAAAUGUGGGGAUCAGUGUUGCAGCUGCUUUGUACGCGCUUGUGAUGAGUCUAGGAAAGGUUUCGGUGCUUGAUGGAACGAAGAGUGAAGUCCAUAUGAAAGAGGAUCUGGAGCUGUUUUCAAAGAUUGAGGAGUUUAGUGGAGAACACCAGCAAGAAUGGCAAGGUCUGGUCAAGGGCUUCAAACAAUUGAUUGGAGAACCAGCGUGA